AUGUCUUCAAGGUCGAAAAAGAUAAUGGAAUUGAUUAAUUUUACAACUGAACCUGCUCAUGAUACAAAAGCUCAAAUUCAAGAUCCCAUUCUGAACCCAGACCCUAGUCAAUCUCCUAUAGAUGAAGAUAGUUCAGUUCAGAAUGAUGUAGUUGAUGUCGCGAUGUUACGUGAUAUUACUAAUAAACUUGAAAACCAGCGUUAUUACAAUGCUACGGACUUUUUUGUUAACUACAAUGUUUCACCUGUACAUUCUGGUGAAAUAAGUGCAGAUAUCAGCGACAAUGACGAUCCAACCUAUGAUAGUCAAAUAAAAAAAAAGAAAAUAGAACCAGUACAUCCUUCAUCACGUCGAUCAACAUCUAGCUCCAGCAGAUCCUCAUCCUCCAGUUUAAGCAGCUCCGGCAGUUCCAGCAGUUCCUCAUCUUCAUCUUCUGAUGAUGAUACUGUGGUACAACCUUCUACUUUCGAUCACGUGGAUGAUAAUACUAUCAAUAACACAGAUACUACAGCUAAUGGACAGUCAACAAACGGACAAGAAACAAGUAAAAUUGAAAACUCUGAAAUGAACGAACUCAACAUAGAAGAAGAAAUAGAGAUUAUUAAGAAGAAAGGUAGAAAGCGCACAAGUAAUCCUCAAAAAUGGAAACAAAACUUAAAUAAAAUUCUAAGAAAUUCUGGACGAUCUUAUGAGACUACGAAAAAGAAAACUGUUGCGGCUCGUGAAGUGAAACCACCUUGUACAGACAAGUGCAGGCUUAAAUGUUAUGAAAAGUUUACAUCUCUUCAAAGACAGGCUAUUUUUGAUACCUAUUGGAAUAUUGGUGAACUCAAUCUGCAGCGAUCGUUUAUUCAGUCUUGUAUGUCCGAUGUUACUCCUAGGUAUAAAUAUACAAACGCCAUGCGCCCGAGGCAAGCUAAUAAAGCUUUUCAUUUUAUAGUAAAUGGUAGACCAAUCCGGGUUUGUAAACCAUUUUUUGUUGGUACGCUGAAUAUAUCCGAUCGUGUUAUUCGUACAGUAAUCCAAAAGUGUCAAAACCAUGGAGUUUUGCAAAAUGAUCGAAGAGGUAAACACGACAACCACACCACUACUGAUGAAACACUGAUUUCAGACAUUAAAACUUUUAUAGACUCAAUACCAAGGGUUCCGUCACACUACACAAGGCAAACAUCUACUCGCGAAUACAUAGACGGGGGCAAAACUAUUACAGAUCUCUUCAAUGACUUCAAGGUAGCGCAAGAGAAGAACAGUAAGCCCUAUAAAUGUUGCUUACGGCAACCUAAUUCCAAAGAAGUAGUCAAAUGUCAUGAUUGUAAAAAAAAAUAUCAUUAUGCAUGUAUAACUACCGCUAAAACUUUGUUUAAUGAGUUAUCUGAUGAAUACAAAAGCAACUGGCUCUGUCCUGCGUGCUCCAGACCUAAAACAGAUAACACCAACACACCGGUCAGAAAUGUUUCUUGCCAAAGCAAUGAUAAAAAGAUCGACAAUUUACAAGUUGUCACUAAUAUAACAACUGAGAAACAACACAAGAAUGAUAUACUGAGUAGUGAAUCAUUAGCGGAAAUCAGAAAUAUGAUGAGACAGGAGUUAACGGCUGUUUUAGAUGCCUUCAAAACUAAUAUUAUAAACCAAAUAGAUGAUAAAUUAAAGAUAGUUCUAGAUAAUAUGUCCUCAAUCAACACGUCAAUUGGAUUUCUUGAAGAAAAGUACGAGAACGUUAAGCUUGAAUUGAAUAAUAAAAUAGAAAAGAUACACAAUCUAGAACAUGAAAAUAAAACACUACGUACCUCAGUAACAGAUCUCCAAUCGAGAUUAUCCCUACUUGAACAGCAGUCCCGAGCAUGCAACAUC
Messenger RNA from Brenthis ino (lesser marbled fritillary), 1851 nucleotides. The record is from the annotation of a GenBank genome assembly. Lineage: Eukaryota; Metazoa; Arthropoda; Insecta; Lepidoptera; Nymphalidae.